Messenger RNA from Gambusia affinis (western mosquitofish), 3876 nucleotides. It is a transcript of the gene snap91b, whose product is annotated as synaptosome associated protein 91b. The record is from RefSeq and is a predicted model, not a curated record. The coding region runs from base 623 to 2395 and encodes 590 amino acids. Gene Ontology annotation, molecular function: phosphatidylinositol-4,5-bisphosphate binding; 1-phosphatidylinositol binding; clathrin heavy chain binding. NCBI's taxonomy places the organism in Eukaryota, Metazoa, Chordata, Actinopteri, Cyprinodontiformes, Poeciliidae. Gene Ontology annotation, biological process: synaptic vesicle budding from presynaptic endocytic zone membrane; clathrin coat assembly; clathrin-dependent endocytosis. Gene Ontology annotation, cellular component: synaptic vesicle; clathrin-coated pit; clathrin-coated vesicle. The transcript is spliced from 23 exons.
AAAAGAGGAAAUUCCUCUUCGCCCUUAUCCUGUUCGUGGCAUCUUUCUCUGUGCAGCGUUAGCGACACCACCGGGAGCUGUGCGCAUAUUUUCUAUCCGUGUAAGGAGCACCGGAGGCUGAGGUUUCUGAACAGAUCGACAGGCAGAGCGGGCUUCUCCGUCUAAUAUGAAAGCGUUUUUAUCCUGAUGCACCGAUGCGGGAGGAACUGCGACUCAUGGGGUGCUGAUUUGCGUUUUGCAUUUUUACUAACUCAGAUGCGUUUUUGCACGAUCCGAGAGGCCUCGCUUACACGAUAUCUUUCUGCAGCUCUAUUUUUUUUUUUUAAAUAACUGCUGCAGGCUGAGAAACGAGCUUUCAGUUCCCGCUGAGUGUUACAUAACCGAGUGGCUUUAGCUGUCCAAGGUGCUGAACUGAGCGGUCGAGCCUCAAAACGGGGGGACGAGCUGUGGGGAAUACACAACCUUGUAAGGUCAAAGGCCUGGAAAGCACUGGAUCCCACCUCGGAGAACACAAGUGGAAAACUGGUGAAGAUUGGUUAUAUUGCUCACAUUUUUUUUUACUCCACGCCAUCCCUCGGGGAGAAAUUAGUUUCUGCGGUGGUUGAUUGAGCGGAGAGGGAAAAUGUCGGGGCAGACGCUCACGGAUCGCAUUGCCGCUGCGCAGUACCAGCUAACGGGAUCGGAUAUGGCCCGGGCUGUCUGCAAAGCCACCACUCACGAAGUGAUGGCGCCCAAGAAGAAGCACCUGGAAUACCUAGUGUCGGCCACCAACACCACCAAUGUAAACAUCCCUCAGAUGGCCGACACGCUGUUUGAGCGAUCCACCAACGCCAGCUGGGUGGUCGUCUUCAAGGCUCUAGCCACCACUCAUCACAUAUGCGUCCAUGGCAACGAGAGGUUCAUUCAGUAUUUGGCUUCCAGGACCUCCUUGUUCAACCUCAGUAAUUUCAUUGACAAAACUGGUUCUCAUGGUUAUGACAUGUCUACAUUCAUCAGGCGGUAUGCACGAUACCUGAAUGAGAAAGCCUUCGCCUACCGCCAAAUGGCUUUUGACUUCACCAGGGUGAAGAAAGGUGCCGAGGGAGUGAUGAGAACCAUGACGACCGAGAAGCUGCUGAAAGGCAUGCCUGUUCUGCAGACUCAGAUCGACACACUCUUGGAGUUUGACGUUCAUCCGAAGGAGCUGAACAAUGGGAUCAUCAAUGCUGCCUUCAUGCUUCUCUUCAAAGAUCUGGUGAAGCUGUUUGCGUCCUAUAACGAUGGAAUCAUCAACCUGUUAGAAAAGUUCUUCAAGAUGAAAAAAAGUGAUUGUAAGGAGGCCUUGGAGAUUUAUAAGAGGUUCCUGACCAGGGUGACGAAAAUUGGGGAGUUCAUGAAGUUGGCUGAGACAGUCGGAGUGGACAAAAAUGACAUUCCUGACAUCAACUAUGCUCCCAGCAGUAUCCUGGAGUCUCUGGAAACACACAUGAACGGUCUGGAGGACGUCAAAGGUGGAAAGAAAGGUGAAGGGUCUCCAACAAAGGGGUCUCCAACAAACAACGUGUCUCCAACAUCGACUCCAGCCAAAUCUUCAAAUGCAGUUCCCACGCUGCAGCCGCCUCCUGGGGACGGAGCCGCCGCCGCCGCUGCUCCUGAGCCAGCUGAAGAUUCUUUGUUGGACUUGGAUCCUCUGUCCUCCACUGGUCCCUCAGCACCAUCAGCUGCACCGACAUCUUGGGGAGACCUGCUUGGAUCAGAAAUGGGCGAUUCCUUGCUAUCUGAAUCCCCACUCGCCGCAGAGGCCGCCCCCUCCCCUGCAGCAGCAGCGCCCACUCCUGCAGCGGCAGAACCUGGCGUCUCUCUAGCUCCUCCCACUAGCACAGCAGCCGCCACUUCCCCUGGUGCCGCCAAUAUGGAUCUGUUGGGAGACGACUUUGCUACAGGUGCUCCUUCCUCUGAGGCCCCUGCUGCAGCAGCAGAGGGUGGGGCUGCUGCUUCGUCCACCCCAGCCACUAACUCUGGAGCUGAGCCUACAGGAGGGGAUGCCCCAGCUGCUGCUGCUCCUGCUGCAACUGCUGCUGCGGCUCCAGGUUCUGAGCUCAUGUCAGUAUUUGAUGGGCUAGGCGACAUAAUGAAGCCCACUGUGACCCCUCAAGCGGGUGAUGUUGACACCUCCAUGGCUAACAUGGCAAAUAACCUCACAUUGGGAACUGCAGCGGCUCCUCAGGUAGCUCCCCCUUGUUGGGGUGCACCCAUGGCACCAGUUGGCGGAGCACCAAUGAUGCCCAGGCCAGGCUUCCCUGCCACAGGAGUAACCCCGGGGGCACCGAUGUCUCCUGGAAUGGCCCAAAGCCCCAGAAAGCCCCCACCACCUAGGAACGCUCUGGAUGACCUGAAUAUCAAGGACUUCAUGUAGACUGCCUGAUCCAUUAUCCCCAAGGUUUGUCAUUGUGUCUGGAGAUCUGUGGAUAUGGAUGUCUGCAACCCCCUCACCCCUCCAGUCCCUUCUUCAGCCAGCCAGCCAUCAUCUCUUUGGUCUUUUCCUUCUAACCCCCCCACCAGCCUUGACUCUUGUAACAAACUCUCCCUUCCUAUCUAAUGUUGUAGCACAACUGUGAAUAUGAACCCUAGAUACAGCAAACCAGAGUUAUGUUUCAAUGUGUGUGAGUGUGUGUGUAUUUCAGUGUUAACCUUUACUUAAUAUACAAUGGAAAAAUAAAUGACCAAAAAAAAAAAAUCAAAAAAAAUAAAUAAAUGUGUAUUUAGAAUCAUUCAGCAUAUCAGCUGACUUGGAAUGGUGGAAAUAUGUUGGUUUCUUUUUGCAUCAACCAGACAAGGACUGUGUUUAAAGUUAAAUGUGGACUGUGUUCAGUGUAGCUUCACUCGCCAACCCCUAAGUCACUCUCCUCUGCCCCUGAUGUCCAAACCAGUACUGAGCGAUGUUUUAUGUCAUUAUUAACUUGCUUGUACCCAUAUUAGCUUGGGAUUCAUCCUCCCACCUGUCAACCUCACAACACAAAAGCACCAUAACUGAACUUGCACUGUUCAUCCGGACUUAUAAUUGAGCACAUUUACGUUCUGUUUUACAUUCAGUUUCCUUCAUUUUGACAUUGUGUGAAACAUGCAAAAACAAAACAAACAAAAAAAAAAACUAUUGUGAACUGUUCUAAUUGACAUAUGCAUUUUAGACUACUUUAAAAGACAGAUUUUACAUAUUUUCAGUAAUCUUUAUUGUUAAAAAAGUAUAAAUAUAUUUAUUUUUAGUUACUUUAAAUUAAAGAAAAACGGCAAGUUCGCAUAAAUUUCCGGAUUUUCUUUGUUCUUACUUCUCUGUCAAAAAGAGAUGGUAUUGAAUGGAAUGUGUUCUGUGGCGCCCCUUGCUGGUGUGAAGUGAUACUGCAUUAAAGCAUGCAACAGGCCGAUCUGGGAUGCAUUUUGAUAAUCUCAGUGAGCUAAUUUUUUAUUUUUUUGUCUUGGUCUUGACACAAGUAGAAGGUACGGUGAAGGACACAGUUUGUGUGAUUGCAAUGGGGUUUUAGCUUUCAUUGGGUCAUUUCUGAUGCAGCAGCAGUCGGUACAUUUGCUCAUGUUGCAGCUUCUGGGUCCUACAGGUUUACUGUAAAACACACAAGUGUUCACUGGAUGUUUCUCUGUGUUACUUAUUUUAAAAGGUGACUGUAUUUUAAUCCAUUGUGGCAUUAAGUGGUAUUAACUGUUGAAAGAAAAAUAAAAGACAAGUAUGACCGUAAAAAGAUUGUGGAUAAGUAAUGUUUGUUUGGUAUAUGAAGGCUGUUUGCUCAUUCUUUUUGGUUUUUGUUAUAAUGAAUGGUAUCGUCCACUCUCCCCGCCUGCAUGUGAGUCCGAAUUAGAUGCAAUAAAAGACAAAUAACACAUCCA